Diaporthe citri is the source of this 1050-nucleotide messenger RNA. RefSeq lists its product as uncharacterized. NCBI's taxonomy places the organism in Eukaryota, Fungi, Ascomycota, Sordariomycetes, Diaporthales, Diaporthaceae. The transcript has a single exon. The coding region runs from base 1 to 1050 and encodes 349 amino acids. The record is from RefSeq and is a predicted model, not a curated record.
AUGGAGCAGAGCACCAGCUCUGGUGGUGGUGGCAGCGGCGGCCACAAGCCUGCUGCGCCCAAGGCGGCCAGCAAUGUCGACAAUGAUGCCAGCGACAAUGCCCGCCAGUCUGCGCACCGCCAAGGUAGCUCCCAACCGGGUGUCCACAAUGAUGAAGGUCCCGAGAUAGAAGAGCUUUCAGACGACAGCCCGGAACCGGAACGCAGCCAGAGCCCAGGUGGUUUGCGGAAAAAAACACCAAAAGACAGCCCGGCUUAUGUGGCGCCUAUUGGAGACAUCCCCAGAGUCAUCCCGAUAGACCCUAUAGAGUCCAAUCCUGACCCAACACCACCACCAGAGGGUCAAUCUUCAGAUCCACCAAAAAAGCUUCCCAUAUACCAAAUACCAAAAGAUCAUCUCGUGGGCAAAACCAUCGAUGAAUUCGGAGAUAUUUUGGACAACAAGGGAGAUGUCCUCGGCCGAGUCGAGGGGGAUCUUCCGUCCAUGGUCGGGCGGACAAUAUCAAAUGCCCGGGGCGAUGUGCUCGGCGACGAGGGCGAACUGCUCGGUUACGUGGCUGAAGUGGAAACCGGAGAGGGCCAGCAGCAAGAGUCAAAACAACAACCCCCAACGUGGGACUUGGCAGAAGUCAUGAAAGCUAUGGCUGCUGCUGGUCAGGGACCGGGCGGAUUAAGGGUCGAUCCAUUCGGUAACAUCCUGGAUGCGGAAGGGAACGUCGUCGGUUCAUUCCAUGACAACAAGAGCGGUUUCGGGAAGAAGGCUGGCGAGGGUGGUCAUGGUGAAUCUGGCAAGGCGCGUUCACGACCUUCGAGUUCGGCGCCGAAGCCUAAGACAGCUGGGUCAGGCGACGAGGCGGAAUCGUCGUCCGAGUCGCGUCCCCGCGAAAAUGCUCAGAGCCACAGGAAAGAGCCCGAGGAGAGGAAGCCGAGCCCUUCGGACAUCUUCCUCGACGUCAAGUCAACAACUGAGGGCAUUCAACUCACCAUACGCAUCCCGACAGUCUUCAACAACAAUGGACAGCCAGCACAGCCCAAAGUCGUAUUUUCGUAG